Molecule: messenger RNA, 969 nt
Organism: Pecten maximus
Lineage: Eukaryota; Metazoa; Mollusca; Bivalvia; Pectinida; Pectinidae
Product: putative glycine-rich cell wall structural protein 1
Exons: 3
Coding region: 105-395 (96 amino acids)
Source: RefSeq, a predicted model, not a curated record
AAAAAGCUGAAACUCGAGAUUGGGGCUGCCAAAUUUGCGCACGGUAGCUGGUGAACUUAACAGCCAUCAACUAACCUUUUCGGAAGCCCUUCACAGUAUAAAAGAUGAAAUUAGCGGUACUUGCUGCCCUGGUGACUUUAACGAUACUUGUAAUUGUUUCCGAAGAUGUGGUAGUGGCUAGUACAGCCCCUCCUGCUAGUGGUGGUGGUGGUGGUGGUGGUGGUGGUGGCGCCCCUCCUGCCUCUAGUGGCAGCGGCUCGUCUGGCGGCAGUGGCUCAACAGGAGGUAGCGGCUCAGGUGGAAACAAAAAUGGUGUGGAUUGUAUCCGUGUGAGCUAUGACGUCCUGGCUGUCCUAUCAACUAUUGGUUACAUGCUGGUGAAAAACUGGAACUAACUAGACAACUGACGUCAUGUGUUGGUAAAAGUCAAUACAGAAGUGUGGAAGUAAUGACAAUGCAAGUUGGAAAGAAAACCACGCCUGUGUACCUGAUAAGUAAAUGGACCAUUGGCUAUUAUACGUAAGGCUAUGGCGGUUUGUAGCUCUGACGGCGAUGCCGGUAGCUGACGUAGAGGGAAAUGGAAUUGUGUGAACUGUAUACGUGUAAGCCAUGAAGUCCUUGUUGUCUUAUCAAUUUCUGUUGCGUUGGAAAGGACUCGGAACUAAAUAGACAUCUGAUAGUGUGGUCUCUUAUAUAUAAGUGUGGAAUUCAUGACAAUGAGAAUUUGAAAGAAAAAGCCACACGUGUGUAUCUGAGCAGUUAAUAUAUUCAAUCUUGAUGUGAUGAUCAACAUUGUCUCAUAAUAAAGUUCGAAGUGAAUACAAAAUUGAUGCAUUUACCGCAAAUUGUGUGUAAAAAAUAAUUUCAUUUUUAUAUGAAUCGUAUCGGAACGUAAGGAUGAUCAUCAGUUCAUUAAACCCGUGAUAUUGUCACUUUAAUGAGGUCUUGGGUAAAGGAUUUUACCAGUCA